AUGUACGAGCCUGUAUCGAAUUACGUGCUGGAGGAGCUGCGGGAGCAGAUACCGAAGAUCAGUGUUCGGGGCGAGCCGGAGAGCAUACUGCUGUCAUGUCUAUACCAGGAGCUGCUCUCGCGGGUCAUUGAGGAGUCCAAGCGUUUUGCAGACAGGGACAGCACCAAGCACAUCACAGCCGAGCACCUAGAUGAGGCGGUGGAGGCGUUGCUGGGAGAUGUAGACCGAGGCGCGGACGGGGCAUGGCCUUGA
Eremothecium gossypii ATCC 10895 is the source of this 252-nucleotide messenger RNA. Its product is annotated as ACR199WAp. Bases 1 to 252 code for a protein of 83 amino acids. The record is from RefSeq and is marked provisional. NCBI's taxonomy places the organism in Eukaryota, Fungi, Ascomycota, Saccharomycetes, Saccharomycetales, Saccharomycetaceae. The transcript has a single exon.